Molecule: messenger RNA, 876 nt
Organism: Lottia gigantea (owl limpet)
Lineage: Eukaryota; Metazoa; Mollusca; Gastropoda; Lottiidae
Exons: 8
Coding region: 1-876 (291 amino acids)
Molecular function (GO): dioxygenase activity
Source: RefSeq, a predicted model, not a curated record
AUGAUUGUGUCGGCCCUACACACAGCAGUUGAUGAAAAUGAAAAUUUAAAGAAGAUUGGAGAUAAACUUAUUGCGGCGUUCGAUUCUAUUGGAUUCUGUUAUAUUAUAAAUCAUGGAAUACCACAAGAUUUGAUUGAUCAGAUGUUUGGAGUCUCAAAAAUAUUUUUUGAUUUACCAACAGAAGCGAAAUUGAAAUGUAGUCGUCCUAAAGACAUUGCUGACAACAAUGGAUAUGUAGAGAUGGGACGAGAAAGUUUAAAUCCAGAACGACCAAGUGAUCUGAAAGAAAUUUUUAACUUUACACCAAAUUAUGCUGAGUUUUGGCCAACUAAAGAAGUUCCCGAUAUGAAAGAUAUAUUAAACAAAUUUUAUGAUGAAUGUAAACAGAUAGCUUUUCGUAUACUUGAUGUUUUUACAUUAGGUUUAAAACUCGAGGAUAGAAACUUUCUUCGAAAUAGUCAUAAAAACAUUGAUUGUGAUGGGAACUUUUACUACUGUAUAAAACCAGGCCAAGUUCGUUGUGGAGAACAUAGUGAUUUUGGGACAUUGACGUUAUUGUUUCAAGAUGGUAUCGGGGGUUUAGAGGUUUGUAACAAGAAUGGUGAUUAUAUACCAGCUACUCCUGUACCUGGUGCUAUUUGUGUUAAUAUUGGUGACUUGAUGCAGAGAUGGACAGCCGAUAAACUCAAAGCUACUAAACAUUGGGUGCUAAUUCCUGAAACUGAAGUUUUGAAAAAUACGGGAAGACAGUCUAUAGUAUUUUUUAUCGAUACCGACGAUGAUUUUGUCAUCAAGUGCUUGGAUGGAUCGGAUAAGUAUAAACCUUUCUCAACAUUUGAUUAUCUGAAUGAGAAAAUUGCAAUAGCAUACCAAUGA